GCUCAUAUCCUAGUCUCAAUCUUCCACUGAUCUCUGCAGAGAGAUGACUUGACCUAGGGUUUGAUCAUUCCUUCCUCUUCCCAAAUUCAGCUUUGGGCAACUCCAGACUGUGGUGGCAGUAUAAAGUUGUUCAAAUCAGUUGAGAGAGGGGGUGGGGAGAUCUGGAUCAGGAGUGAGGCCAGAUUUUUGUGGAUGGUUACUUAUGGUAAAUAGGUGGACUUAUAUAGCGAGUUGUAUAGAGGAUACGGCGAUCAAGCUGUUUGAUUUGUUUUGAAUUUUGAUAGUGGUCAUUUUAUUACAACAUGGAAGAUGAUGGUGGGCUUGAGCUCAGUUUGGGUUUAUCUUGUGGUAGCUCAUCAGUCAAGCCGAAAAAUAAGAAUGGUAGCUCCUUGGAUCUUAGAGCAGAAGAAGUUGGUAAAGGGAACAAGAUGGCUGAUGACUUUAAGAGCAUAUUUGAUACCGAUAAGCCAGAUUCAAUCACUGGCACUCGAAGAAAUGAGUCUUCAAAGCCUGAGGAGAAUUUCUUUAGUGACCUUUCAAAGGUUAAAGAAGAUAAUACCUCUUUGAAUUUAAAUGCGAGAGGAUUUCUGGGUGCAAACAGUAGUAGACCUAUUGAAAUCGAGGAAGAUAAACGGUUGGAAACAGUAAGUAAGCGGAAAAUAUCUUUCGAUGAGAUACGUAAUCAAAAGAAGCAUGACAGCGAUGUUCAUCAUACUGAUUUACAUGACAGGACAAGAACAUCUCACAUUUCUGUAACAGAAGAUGGCUCAACUGCAGAAAAUGAAGAUGUGGCUGAUUCUGAAGCUGAGAACUCCACCUCCAGGCCUCUCUCACACCAUAGUGAUGGUUCCAAAGGAUUCAUCAGAGUUGGUGCUACUAGUGAUGCUCCAAAAGAGGUUCGUGGAGUUGCUGACUCCAAUGCCACUGAUUUUAAUGGGCAGAAGAGAUUUAUUGGGUCAUCAGAAAAAGAUUUUAAACAUGCAAACAUGACUUAUGGUGCUUCCUUCUCUGUUCAACCUAUUAAUAUGAAUAUGCCUUACCCUUCUCCAGUUAAAGAGUCCAACUCUGUCGGGGCACCAAGCCCUCAAAUUCCUGGAAUGAUGCAUAUGAUGUCUACAGCUACUGGUGACCGCACAGGAGCCCAAUCUGUGAAUAAUGGGAACUUGCCAGCUAUGUUUGGAUAUCCUCCUGUUCAGCUUCCCAUGUUGGAUAAGGAUAGCUCAUGGGGUUUGGGUUCUCGCCCUCAACAGUUACACCCUUCCUUUGUUGGGAGAGGUCCAACUAACCCAGCUUCUCUACACAUGAUGUCAAACAAUAUAUCUGAGGCUGUGCCAUAUGAGGGAAGGCCGCUAGAACGACUCAAAGGAGAUGGAAAACAGCGCGUCACUGAAGAUGGCUCCUCUUCACAACAUGAAGACGUAAAAGGAAGUAGCACCAACCUCAGGGCCAAAGAUGUAUCAGACCAGCCAAAAGGAGAAGGCUCCGCUGUUGAUUUUUCAAAUAUUAAGCCAGGUCUUGCUGCAGAUGUGAAAUUUGGCGGAGGUGGUUCCUAUCCAAAUCUGCCUUGGGUAUCCACCUCAGGUUCAGGCCCAAAUGGAAGGACAAUAUCUGGUGUUACUUACAGAUACAGCUCUAACCAAAUCAGGAUAGUCUGUGCAUGCCAUGGGACCCACCUGACCCCUGAGGAGUUUGUUCGCCAUGCAAGUGAUGACAAAGCCAAUCAAGAGGGAAAUGCAGUUUUGGGGUCGGUACCUAAUGGUAAUCCUGCUGCCUCUUCUCACAGCUAGAUUCUUGUACCAUUUUAAGUUGUACUUUACUAUUAUAGUUCUCAACAAAAGAUUCAGGCAAAGGGCUUUAAUUUUUCUUUAGAUGAAUGAGAUUUGUACCAUUUUUCUGUGUACAAUUUAAUGACCUAUUUUGCUAUUCCUCUUUAAUUACUUGUAGCAGCUGCAAUAGAGAUUGCAGUUGUAUUUGUAUGUAAUGAUGGACCAUCUUCAUCUGUUUUCAAAUAGUAAUUAGAAACCUGCUUUUAUUGCUAGCA
This is a messenger RNA of Lotus japonicus, 2041 nucleotides long. RefSeq names its product ninja-family protein mc410. NCBI's taxonomy places the organism in Eukaryota, Viridiplantae, Streptophyta, Magnoliopsida, Fabales, Fabaceae. The record is from RefSeq and is a predicted model, not a curated record. Gene Ontology annotation, cellular component: nucleus. Gene Ontology annotation, biological process: negative regulation of DNA-templated transcription; jasmonic acid mediated signaling pathway. The transcript is spliced from 4 exons. The coding region runs from base 303 to 1787 and encodes 494 amino acids.